AAUUCAAGGACUCUGGAAAAGCAACUUGUCCACUAUCAAUAUUGUUACUCUUGAUGUGUUACAUAUUAAAUGAUAAUCUUCUCUGUGCAAGACAAUGGGAUAGCUGUAACAAAGGACCACAAAUCUGAAAGGGCUCUUAUCCUCCAGGGGCUUAAAGUCUGUUAUUCAGAAGUUACAUAGUAACAAAAUUCAGGGUAGAGGGUGUCAUGGAAAAGGCAUCACCAGUUGGUAACACAAGAGUUUCCAGAAGUUCUAUUAAGCACAUUUUAAAAAUGGGUUAAUUUGGCUCUCUUCUCUUCUCCGCCAUCCUAUGCGUGGUUGAAUUAGUUCCUCGCCAUGUCUUCUGACAAGACUUUCAGGAUCAAGCAAUUCCUGGUCAAGAAGCAAAAGCAGAAUUGUCCUGUCCCCCAAUGGAUUCGAAUGAAAACUGGUAAUAAAAUCAGGUACAACUCAAAAAGAAGACAUUGGAGAAGAACCAACUUGGGUCUAUCAGGAGCCUCUGCAUAUGGGCUGGCGCACAUAUUUAUGCUGUGUGGGAUCACUUGCUUGCAUCUUAUCCUAUCACACUGAAAACAGCACAGCCACAGUUGGAUAUAUCAGGAAAUGGGUUCUCUUUAUGUUGUUUCUGUAGAGCGCUUUGCCUCAGUAAUAAGUAUG
This is a messenger RNA of Phacochoerus africanus (Common warthog), 657 nucleotides long. Its product is annotated as 60S ribosomal protein L39-like. The coding region runs from base 337 to 570 and encodes 77 amino acids. The transcript has a single exon. Gene Ontology annotation, molecular function: structural constituent of ribosome. The record is from RefSeq and is a predicted model, not a curated record. Lineage: Eukaryota; Metazoa; Chordata; Mammalia; Artiodactyla; Suidae. Gene Ontology annotation, biological process: translation. Gene Ontology annotation, cellular component: ribosome; cytosolic large ribosomal subunit.